Spodoptera litura is the source of this 3509-nucleotide messenger RNA. RefSeq names its product MICOS complex subunit Mic60. Lineage: Eukaryota; Metazoa; Arthropoda; Insecta; Lepidoptera; Noctuidae. The record is from RefSeq and is a predicted model, not a curated record. Gene Ontology annotation, biological process: cristae formation. Gene Ontology annotation, cellular component: MICOS complex.
CCGUCUAUUCUCGGUGGUCGCAAAUCUGUAGUCUCUGAAUUUUGACAGCCCAAGUGGAAAGAGAUUCGUGCCGAAAAAUGUAUAAAUUUACGAACCAUUUAACUAAUGCUAAAUUAGUAUUGGUACGGCGGCAUGUGGGCGAAAGUUCCUAUGCUGCCCUAAUAGUAAUGCGGGCACCACACCGACAAUAUGCAACAAAGGACAAAUGCGAUGCAGCCCCAAAGCGUCCAAAAUCCACAAAGCUAUUCUGGGGAGCUGUAGGUGCCACUGUACUUACUGGAGCGUCCAUUGUCUAUGCUAAGAACAGUCCAGAUGCUCGCAACUGGCUAGAGUCAAACAUCCCUUGGGCUAACGACGUCGUAGCUCUAGUCUACCAGGAGAACACCACCUAUUGGAAGGCAGCCACCAACCAGUUCAACAGGACCACCACUUAUCUCAGCCAUUUCAUGUUCGGAAAGGAAGGCGUUACUCCACCAGAAGUAUGCUCGAGAUCCGAACAGGAUAUUGAAAAGGAUGCUGCGAUAAAAUUCGCCAAGAAAACGUAUCAAUUGCCACCGCCGGUAAUCGAACCAUUGUACGUCGAGGAAAAGGUUGUGACUACACCGCAAAUUGAAAGUAAAGCGACUUUGGUUCAAACUGACAAAUGCGAGCCUCAGACGGCUCAAGAAGUGAAGAUUACUAAGGAUAUGGUGGAACUUGAGCAAGAAAUGCACGAGAACACGAAGAUCGCCAUAGACAACUAUAAACUGGCGACACAGUACUGUGCUGACUACAAUAAAGCUUUGUUCAAGAUCAUAGAAGCGUCCUUGGAUGAUUUGGAUAAGAAAUACUUCAAUGGACUGCAAGGUCUACAACAACAGAUGCACAACGCACAUGUUAAGGCAAAAGCAGCCUCCGCUAAAGCCAAAUGUGCUAUUGAGAACUUAGACCGUAUGAUCAAGACUGGCAUGAAGGCACCGCCAGAAAGCCAGGCUACAACCAAGCGUUACAUCAAGCAGUUCCGCGCAGACCUCAUACAAGCCGAGAAGAAUUUCAGUGCUGAACAGGAGAAAUCUGUAAUCAGCGAUAAGUAUUGGAAUAAGGUAGAGGCGGCUCGUACCAUGUUCAAGGACGAGCUACAGGCGCUGUUUCCCGGCCUCGACCUUAGUGCACGCAAACUGAAUAUACGCGGAGAUACCGAUGUCCUACUUGUCUACGCUCUGAAGAGGAUACAAUUUCUGCAGAAUCAAUUAGCAGAGGCUCAGACGAUUCGCGACCUUAAGAUCAACAGGGCUAUUGAAUGUCAUGACGAGAAAGCAAUCAUUGAGGCUAAAGCCGAAGACAUCAUUAUGGCAGAGAGGAUGGUCAGAGAAACUGAAUUUAUGAAGAAGAGCAUGUUGAUCCAAGCGGAAGCGAACAGGCAGACAAAGGAAGCUCUUAAGAAACAGCUGGAGAUCCAACAAGAAGUUAUGCAUGACAGAAUUGCUAAGAAGGAGAAAGAGAUGAUGGCUAACUUCAACCGCGCGGUGUCUGAGCAAGUCGAGGCCGAGCGAGUGGAGUUCAAGAAGGAACUAGCCGCCAUGGCAGGCAAGCUGAAAGCCAUUGAACAGACCUUGAAACAGCGCGCGGCGGCGGAGGCGGAGGCGCGUCGCUCGCAGUCGCUGUGGGCGGCCGCCGAGGCGCUGCUGGCCGCCACGCGCCGCCCCGCCGCGCAGGCCAAGGUCGACAACGAACUCUCCGCGCUCGCCAAGGCUGGCAAGGACGACAAGCUGGUGGAGUCAGUACUUAAGGGCAUUCCCGCAGAUGUUCGCGAAAAGGGAAUCGCUACCGAGAAGUCGUUACGGGACAGGUUUGAAACGCUGGAGAAGACGGCAAUGAAAGUGGCUCUAGUUGGACGCGAGGGAGCCAGUCUGCCCGUCUACUUCCUGUCCUGGGUGCAAUCACUGUUGCUCUUCAAGCAAUUCGCUGAGAUCCCCCAGGAAGAGUUGGAGAACCAGCCCACGGACUUCACUAAGUUAGACACCUUCGACAUCAUACAUCGGGCGAGGUACCACAUGGACCACGGCAACCUGCCGGCGGCGCUGCGCUACGUGAACCUGCUGCAGGGCGCGCCGCGCGCCGCCGCCAAGCCCUGGCUCGACGCCGCGCGCGCGCACCUCGAGAUACGACAGGCCGCAGAAGCCGUCAUGGCGCACGCCUCCGUCUCAGGGCUACUAUACCUAUAAACAAUACACGAAGCACGUGAAUUUUGUUCCCUAACUCUCGGGUACUACCUAGUAAUCAACUAAAAACAUACUUUUAAAUCAUCAUCGUCAAGCUUAAGUGCUCAAAAGAUCCCUUCCCACACGGAGAAGUUUUGAGCAUUAGUCACCACGCUUGCUCAAGGCUGAUCGGCGAUUUCGAAUUGGCCAUAAAUUUACAGUAAAUAAUUAUUUUAUAGACUACUACUAAACUACGUUAAAAAAAUCAACUUUUACCUUUUUGAUGUUGGUUAAUUAAUAUACUAAAACCUUGUCCUAUAUCUAACAAUUUUCUGGAAACCGCAUCAAAUUCCAAUGAACCAAUAGCGAUAUAGUUGUACACAAACAUACAUACACCACGACACUGGCUGUAUAGUCGACAACUUCGUUUUGGAGACUCGGUUGCCAAAGAAGAAAAAAAAAAUAAAACUAAGAAACACAAUUCUGUUAAAAAUACUAAUUCUUAAAUAUACCUAAACCUCGUGAAGAGGUUUUACAUCAUUUGAAUUGAUACUAGAUAAUACUAAUGUCAAUUUCAUCAGCAUAAGAUAGGAUAAUAUAAUUUGUAGUAGUAGUUUUGGUUAACAAAGGUUACUCCCGAUAGUUUGUUCAUUUAAUGACAAUUAAAAGAAAUAAGUGAACAAAAUUCACAUGCAAUCAGUAUUGGAAGUUAGCAACCGUAGGCGACUUUAAACAUCUUAGGCACAUGUCUAUCUUCAUAAGUGCUAAAGGCUACAAAAGUACUAGAAAUUUAUACUUUAUCAUAGUGCUUUUAGAGUGCACUGUGCAAUGUAAUUUACUAUCAGCAUACCAUGUAGAUUUAUAGGUAAAAAAGUCGGUAUCAUAAUGCCUGGCGCAGUUCUUGAUCAAGUAAAGUUGUUAAUUUGGUUCAGUUGUCCCCUUAUUUUGACUGUUUACAAUACAUUAUCAUAAAGUUUUGCCUUAGUACUUGAGAAAAUACGUUAUUUUUGACAUUAUUGUUUUAUUCAUCAACCGGUUGUAGAUCAUUUGUACCUGUGUUGAUGACAGUAGGUGAAACAUGUAAACUCAUUAUUCAGGUGAACAAUAUUAAGGUUCUUAAAUGUAAAGUUUGUUCAAAACAGUGGAAAUUUUGUAUUUUUUUUUCUCUGCACAUAUGUGUCUGCAUUUAUUUGAAAAAAUAUCAAAAUGUUUAGUUUCCGCAAAUUAUGGUGCCAGCGAUGAAACGUGUGGAGGUUUCCUUUAAUUUUAGUAAUUUAUGUAAAUAUAAAAAUAUUGUAUGUAAUAAAUUAAAAGAUGAUUUUUAUGUCA